Molecule: messenger RNA, 805 nt
Organism: Ichthyophthirius multifiliis
Lineage: Eukaryota; Ciliophora; Oligohymenophorea; Hymenostomatida
Product: proteasome subunit beta type 7-a precursor, putative
Exons: 7
Cellular component (GO): proteasome core complex
Molecular function (GO): threonine-type endopeptidase activity
Source: RefSeq, a predicted model, not a curated record
AUGUAAGUUGCAUCAAAUCCCCAUUUCACAAAAACCGGUACAACUAUUGUUGGACUAUUAUACAAAGAUGGUAUAAUACUAGGAGCUGAUACAAGAGCAACUGCAGGAACAAUAGUAGCAGAAAAGAAUUGCUAAAAAAUCCAUUACAUAGCUGACAAUAUAUAUUGUUGUGGUGCUGGAACAGCUGCUGAUACUUAAUGGGUAACUGAUAGAAUGGCCUCAGAAUUAUAAUUAAUGAGACUUAAUUCAAAUAGAUAAUCUCGUGUAUCAACUGUAGUUACUAGACUAAAAGAUCAUUUAUAUAAAUACUAAGGACAUGUAGGUGCGGCAUUAAUUUUAGGUGGAUAUGAUUGCAUUGGACCUUAAUUAAUUUCUAUAUCACCUAAUGGUUAUUGUACUUAUUUACCUUAUUGUACUAUGGGAUCUGGAUGUUUGGCUGCUAUAUCUGUUAUAGAAUCUAAAUAUAAAGACAAUCUUGAAGAAUAAGAAGCUAUAAAUUUAGUCAGAGAAGCUAUUGAAGCAGGAAUUGUUUAUGAUUUAGGUUCUGGUUCUAAUGUUGAUAUUUGUGUUAUUAAAAAAGAAAAGGUUAAUCUUAUGAGGAAUUAUAGAACUGAUAAUUAAAGACUUAAUGAAUAAUUCAAAUAUAAGAAUUUAAAAAAUAAUACUCCUUAUAUUAGAUAAUUUAACGUGUAAUUGGAAAAAGUAGUAGAUCAAAGUUUAUAAAUGGAAGUAGAAUGAAAAAAAUAAAUAAAUAAAUUUAUUUUAUAAAAAAAAAAAUAUAAGAUUUUUUAUUAUUUAAUAAUAC